CCAAGAGAUUAAGUGAAGAAGCAUCACACGUGGAUUCUAAGAUUUCACACCUCAGACUCGUGCAAUGUGCAAGAAUGGUAAGGACAGAGAGUCUAUUUUAGUGAGCCACUCACAUGAGCGCUGGAUUCUAUAUAUCUACCUCCUUUCUGCCCUUCCCGUCUCAGAAAAAGACGCCUGUGAGUAUUUGUCACCUGCUGAAUAGGGUAAGGAGUUUUAUGUUGAUGAGCUUUUUGAUGCAAUACUCUUGCUAUGAAUUGAGAGAACUGAUGCUACUCCAAAUGUAUCGGGAUUAAAAAGCAAGGAAGGCUUUUGUUUUCCUCUGAACAUGCAUUCUGUUCAUUUCUGUUAUAAUUUGAUUACUUGUCUGACAAUUAUGAGUAUUUUAGGCUUCGUUGUUGGUUUGACCUUUUCGACAAUGUCACACAAUGUUCGUGUCCUCUUGGUGUGGAACUGCACCCCAUGCUGUAGAGGAUUUCUUAAUCAGAAGUGAUGCAUUUUGAUUUUUUACCACAGUAAAUUAACUGGGAUUCUUCUCUAUAAAAAAAAGAAUGACAAGAAAUGAUAGUUUUCUUUUGUAUUCUUUGUGUUAAAGAUAUAUAUUAUAACAGGAGGAGACACAUAAAGCUGCAACCAUGUCUGAAGGGUAAGCACUCGCGUCUCAUUUACCUCUCAUAAUACACCACACCAACUUACGACAAGACAUACAACAAAUGUAACAAAUGCACCUUUUCUCCUUCUCUUCUUGAAAUGUGGACACCAACUUCCUAACUGGACAGGGCUUCGAAACCAAAGCCAAAGAUCUCUGCAUCCCGCAGACUUUUCUUGAAGGUAUAUUCUGUGUAACCGCCUGUUGGAUAGUAAUGCCCGACACAUCUCCAGGUGUAAACCGUUCAUUGUCUGGUUGUCUGGGGCGUAACUCUGUCCAUGUACGUGCACCAGACCAAACUGAUGAAGAAGGCCGUGAUUAUGGUGGACAAUGAGAAGCAGGAAAGAAAAGAGGAGCGAGAGAGAACCCUCUCUGAGAGAGUCCCUGUCCUCCAACUGUCAAGCAUGUCUUUGCAGGAUCUACAGAAAAUUUGCAAAGAGCUGGCCCAGAAAAUUGACGGGGUUGAUGAAGAGCGGUAUGACGUUGAUUCUAAAGUGAAGAAAAAUAGUACCGAGAUAAAGGACCUGUCUCAGAAGAUCAUUGAGCUGAAGGGCAAGAAGAGGCCGGCUCUGAAGAGGGUGAGGGUGUCUGCUGACGCCAUGUUGGGAGCUCUGCUGGGCGCCAAGGUCAAAGAGUCCGUGGACUUCAAGGCCAACCUGAAGACUGUGAAGAAAGAGGAGGAAAAGAAAGAGGAAGUGACCGAUUGGCGUAAGAACGUGGACACCAUGUCCAAGUCCGGCAUGGAGGGCAGGAAGAAGCUGUUUGAUGCCGCGGUGUAGAUGUUGUGGCAGAAUUCUUUGUGAAAGAUAUUUGCUGCAGGUGGAACCAGUGAAACAUGUGACUGCUGUUUACUUAAUAAUGCAAGCGAGCCAAGUAAAGAUCAAGUCAAUAGUGAAAGAGUUUAAUUUUGAAUAAUAUCUAAUAAUUCAUUCAAUACAUAUAUCGAUUUUUACAUAAUGUAUGAAAAUACUAUGUUUUUAGCACUUAGCGAUAAGCACUAUAUCGCCUUUGUAGUUUUAGCAUCUAUAUGAAUUCAUGAACUCAGCUCCAGUUUUGGCUGUUCAGGUCUCCUGUAGUAAUGUAAGUGUCUUUUGAACCAUGGCCUUAUAUAACAACGUAAAACACAGAGAAGAACAUUUCUGUGUAUACUUGUGUUUAUGAGAAAAUAAAAAAUGGAUAUUGG
Pseudoliparis swirei is the source of this 1829-nucleotide messenger RNA. Its product is annotated as troponin I, slow skeletal muscle-like. Gene Ontology annotation, biological process: muscle contraction. The record is from RefSeq and is a predicted model, not a curated record. The coding region runs from base 925 to 1425 and encodes 166 amino acids. NCBI's taxonomy places the organism in Eukaryota, Metazoa, Chordata, Actinopteri, Perciformes, Liparidae. Gene Ontology annotation, cellular component: troponin complex. The transcript has 5 exons.